This is a messenger RNA of Danaus chrysippus (African queen), 945 nucleotides long. The record is from the annotation of a GenBank genome assembly. Lineage: Eukaryota; Metazoa; Arthropoda; Insecta; Lepidoptera; Nymphalidae.
AUGUUAUCGCUUCUUUUGUUGCUUUUAUAUCAAAUAUGUCAACAAAAUUUUUUAAGCGCACAGAAAUUCCGAAUGGAUUAUAUGUGGGCACAUUCCCACAAGACAUUCUACAGACUUCACGAUUUAGCUACGGAUUGGGCUCAAGCGAGACAAAUGUGUGAAUCAGAAGGAACUACAUUACUUAUACCGGAUACAUUGGAAGAAAUAGAAAACUUAAAACUACUUAUGAGCAAUAUGAAGGCUCACUAUACUGCUAUAUUUAUAGGAAUACAUGAUAAUUUUUCCAUUGGAAAUUAUCUCACCGUCAAAGGACAACCAAUAACAGGAACUAUUUUAGAAUUGCUUUGGGCAGAAGGUAGGCCAGACAACGUCAAUGGUACAGAACACUGCGUUGUUAUGACCAGAGAGGGUCUCUUUGACGAUCGUCCAUGUACCGAUAUUUACCCAUUUGUGUGUAAAAUACGUGGAAACGAUACUGUUUAUAAUCAGGCCUGUGACAAUUUUGACGUAGGCUACGCUCCACAUAAAGCAAUAAGUGGCAAAUGCUAUAAAUUUCACGAAGAACCUUUAUCUUGGCAUGACGCUUUUUUGGCUUGUAACCUGGAGGAGGGACGUUUAGCUAUUAUAAACUCAGCAAAGGAGGCGAGUGUUGUAAUAGGGUUCCUCGGAGAUAACUUAAAUAGCAAUGUACCCGAUCCAAAUAUAUUACACAUUGGAUUUAGUGACUUGAUGUUUCAAAAUCAAUACAGAACUAUUACAGGAGAAACCCUAGAGAACGCUGGAUAUGCUUCGUGGACUCCAAUGAAAGAAGAUUUGAAGGAAACUUAUAACAAGCGUUGCGGAGCUAUAAGUCGAACGGGUUUCCUUAAAACUACUUACUGUAAUAGGCCUGCUAUGUUUCUAUGUGAAAAAAUAGUGAAUAAAACAAAAACAAACACAUAUUAA